Messenger RNA from Equus quagga, 6946 nucleotides. RefSeq names its product post-GPI attachment to proteins inositol deacylase 1 (gene PGAP1). The transcript has 27 exons. The record is from RefSeq and is a predicted model, not a curated record. Bases 80 to 2848 code for a protein of 922 amino acids. Gene Ontology annotation, molecular function: phosphatidylinositol deacylase activity. Gene Ontology annotation, cellular component: endoplasmic reticulum. Gene Ontology annotation, biological process: endoplasmic reticulum to Golgi vesicle-mediated transport; GPI anchor metabolic process. NCBI's taxonomy places the organism in Eukaryota, Metazoa, Chordata, Mammalia, Perissodactyla, Equidae.
GGCUGCGCUCCGCGAGGGCGGCCGGGCGUCCCUCUGCUGGCUCAGUCCGGGCUCCGGGCCCCGCGGCGGCGGCGGCACCAUGUUCCUCCACUCGGUCAACCUCUGGAACCUGGCGUUUUACGCCCUCAUGGUCUUCAUGGCCACCCUGGGGCUGUGGGACGUCUUCUUCGGCUUCGAGGAGAACAAGUGCAGUAUGAGCUACAUGUUUGAGUACCCGGAGUAUCAGAAAAUAGAACUUCCAAAGAAACUGGCAAAACGCUAUCCUGCAUAUGAAUUAUAUCUUUACGGAGAAGGAUCCUAUGCUGAAGAACACAAAAGUCUCCCUUUGACAGGUAUUCCAGUUCUCUUUCUUCCGGGUAACGCUGGAAGUUAUAAGCAAGUUCGUUCUAUUGGCUCUAUUGCACUUAGAAAAGCAGAAGACAUUGACUUCAAGUACCACUUCGACUUCUUUAGUGUGAAUUUCAAUGAAGAAUUGGUGGCACUGUAUGGGGGAAGUCUUCAGAAGCAGACCAAGUUUGUACAUGAGUGCAUUAAAACAAUUCUCAAGCUCUAUAAGGGUCAAGAAUUUGCUCCAAAAAGUGUGGCAAUAAUUGGUCAUUCUAUGGGCGGCCUUGUUGCAAGAGCAUUGCUUACACUAAAAAAUUUUAAACAAGAUCUGAUAAAUCUCCUUAUUACACAAGCCACACCUCAUGUUGCUCCUGUGAUGCCAUUAGAUCGUUUUAUUACGGAUUUUUAUAUGACUGUAAACAAUUAUUGGAUUCUAAAUGCUAGACACAUAAAUUUGACCACGCUUUCUGUAGCUGGAGGAUUCCGGGAUUACCAAGUUCGUUCAGGACUGACUUUUCUGCCAAAAUUAAGCCAUCAUACCAGUGCCUUAUCUGUUGUGAGUUCAGCAGUGCCUAAGACCUGGGUCUCAACUGACCACCUCUCCAUCGUGUGGUGUAAACAGUUGCAAUUGACUACAAUUCGAGCGUUCUUUGAUCUUAUUGAUGCUGAUACUAAACAAAUAACUCAAAAUCCGAAGAAGAAAUUGUCAGUAUUGAAUCACCACUUUAUAAGACACCCAGCAAAACACUUUGAGGAAAACCCAGCAAUAAUUUCUGACUUAACAGGAACAUCUAUGUGGGUUCCAGUAAAAGUGUCCAAAUGGACGUAUGUGGCUUACAACGAGUCUGAUAAGAUCUAUUUUACAUUUCCUCUUGCAAAUCAUAGAAAAAUCUACACUCAUGUUUAUUGUCAGAGCACCAUGCUGGAUACAAAUAGUUGGAUUUUUGGCUGCAUAAACAGCACGUCUAUGUGCCGGCAAGGAGUUGAUCUAUCAUGGAAAGCUGAACUACUGCCAACAAUUAAGUCUCUGACGUUAAGACUUCAAGACUAUCCAUCUUUGUCUCAUCUUGUUGUUUAUGUACCAUCUAUUCAUGGAAGUAAGUUUGUUGUAGAUUGCGAAUUCUUUAAAAAAGAGACGAGAUCCAUACAGCUGCCUGUAACUCAUCUGUUUUCCUUUGGAUUGUCAUCAAGGAAAGUAAUAUUAAAUACAAGCGGCCUGUUCUAUAAUAUAGAGCUCCUGAACUUUGGACAGAUAUACCAAGCUUUUAAAAUCAACGUAGUAAGCAAGUGCUCAAGUGUCAAAGAAGAAAUAACUAGUAUCUAUAAACUUCAUAUUCCCUGGUCUUAUGAAGAUUCACUAACCAUUGCACAGGCACCGUCCUCCACAGAAAUUUCUCUGAAACUGCAUAUUGCUCAACCAGAAAAUGAUAGCCAUGUAGCAUUAUUAAAAAUGUACACAUCAUCAGACUGUCAGUAUGAGGUGACGGUUAAGACUUCCUUUUCACAAAUACUUGGACAGGUGGUUCGAUUUCAUGGUGGAGCUCUUCCAGCAUAUGUCAUAUCUAGUAUCCUUCUUGCCUAUGGAGGACAGUUAUACUCUCUUUUCUCAACAGGUCAUUGCUUAGAAUAUGCUGCUAUGUUGGAUAAAGAAGCCAAACCAUACAAAGUUGAUCCUUUUGUAAUUAUGAUUAAGUUUCUGUUGGGGUAUAAAUGGUUUAAAGAAUUAUGGGAUGUAUUGUUGUUACCAGAAUUGGAUGCCAUCGUUUUAACUAGUCAGAGUAUGUGCUUCCCUCUUGUGUCCUUGAUUCUCUUUCUGUUUGGAACAUGUACUGCCUACUGGGGUGGCCUCCUCUCGUCCACAUCUGUGAGACUCCUUUCUUCCUUGUGGCUAGCUUUGAAAAGGCCCUCUGAACUUCCUAAAGAUAUCAAGAUGAUAUCGGCAGACUUGCCCUUUUUAACAGUUGUUUUGAUCAUAGUUAGUUGGACGACUUGUGGAGCGUUUGCCAUACUGCUUACUUAUCUUUACUAUGUGUUUAAGAUUGUUCAUCUGCAAGCCAGCCUAACUUCUUAUAAAAAUAGCCAGACUGUGAAUCCCAAACACUCUAGAAGAAGUGAAAAGAAGUGCAGUCAGCAUAAAGACUCUGCAGCGCACCAUCGUCGUUUAUCUGUCGGCGACGCUGAGGACAGCAUCCGCAUGCACAGUACUGUGAUCAACCUGCUCACGUGGGUUGUGUUACUCAGCAUGCCGUCUUUAAUUUAUUGGUUAAAGAAUCUUAGAUAUUACUUUAAACUUAAUCCUGAUCCAUGUAAACCUUUGGCAUUUAUCCUUAUUCCAACUAUGGCAAUUCUUGGAAAUACUUACACUGUUUCAAUAAAAUCAAGUAAAUUGUUGAAGACUACGUCACAAUUUCCACUUCCUCUGGCUGUUGGUGUGAUUGCUUUUGGGUCAGCACAUUUAUACAGGGUUCCCUGCUUUGUCUUCAUUCCUCUUUUACUCCAUGCGUUAUGCAACUUUAUGUAAGAUUGGAUUUAAGGAAUGAUAAAGAUGAUUUAUGCCUUUAGGGCCAGUAAUAAGAGGGAACGCACAGAUCCAUCAAUGUGGACAGCAAGAUCUUUUGGAGAAGACAAGUCUAUUUUUACAAUAUUGGAAAUAGGAAAUUAGUUUUGUAAUGCUUGAGGAAAGUAGUUGAAGCAUGGUUUUGUUUUGUGGUAUGGCAUCUGUGUACAAGUCAUUUUGGAAAAUUUAGUAAAAGGAUGCAGUGGCCGCUCUCUGAGGACACCUCUGCAUAUCAGCUUGUCUGCUCGAUUGGCCAUACCAGGGAUCUUCUCCUAAAUGCUCAGUAAAUGUAGCAUUGCUUGUAAUUUCACCUCAGGCAUUCUGCUCAUUUCAUCAAACAUUGUUCUGAAAAGUGGGUUACUUUGUAUUUGCUACAGUAUACUUAUUCUGAAAUACAUCUUAAAAGAUUGAUGAAAUUCACAACUGUUUGGUUUCUCAAAAAUGAAAUAGCCACUACGAGUCUUUGGCAGCCUCAGUGAACAAAGUAGAUCUUUUUUCUUCUUACAUCUAUGAAAAUAUAACCUUUAAUUCUAAGCAGAAAUGUUUUCUUGAUAACAGUACAAGAUUGAUGGACGGAAACAUAAUUCAAAUUCAAAACUUAAUGAAAUUUUCUUAUUACUUUUCAAAUAUAAAUCUUAUUUUGUCCUUGGUGAAUAUCAGGAGACUAUUAAAGAGAUUUAUUGUUAAAGAAAAUUCUUAUAAAUAUUUACCUACUGUCAUUGAGCAGUUCAGUUGUUCAGUCUAUAUCAUUUUACUUAAUUCAUUGACCCCCGUGGCUUACAAAAGUGCCUCAGGUCAUGAUGGAUUGUUAAAAUAACUAAAUUCUGGUGGUCAGGAAAAACUCUAGGUAUGUACAGUUUUUGUCUGCUGUGGAAAAUAACAUGAUCAAGUGCAAUACCACCUUUGAUGUAUAAAAUUAUACAAUAAAUAGAAUAAAUAUAAACAUAAAUUGGAGGCUUAGCCACUAAGUGGAAUCUUAAUUUGCCGUGGUGAUUACUGUUUGGCAGAUAAGAGUAAUGUUUCUAUUUCAUUUGAGAUUUCAGCUCAGCUUUAGCUACAAAAGAGUAGCAAGUAGGUAAUGGAGCUAGGCAGCUUUGCCUUAAACUAGCAUAAACUCAGGCUGAGGCAUACCUGGCUCAUGAAGUCCUUCCUUUAGAUGUGGAUGCUGUAAAUACCCAAACCUCCAAAUCAAAGUCCUUGAGUCCCAGUAAUUCUGCAUUUGCACCUGUAAACUUGUAUCCUUGUUAGUGCCCAGGAUGUCCUAGAGUACCAGGUUCCUUCUAUCUGCCACUGCAUCUGGAUUCCUUUACAACCUCUCAGCUGUUACUGUCUGUAGAGGGUUGCCCCACUUCUCUUCUCAGUCGUUCCUUAGGUCCUUGCUGUUUUGGCAUCAGUUGAAGACGUUCUUGCUGUCAUCUCUGAGGGUUUAAGUUUGUUUGAUUUCCUUGUCAUCUUUCCCAACUUCCUGCCUGUUGUUCAGUAUUCAUGCUUUCACUUACUGAGACAUUAAAGGGAAGUAGUAACCUCAUACUAGAUAUGGCAGACAUACCAGGCUCUUGUUUGUUUGAGGGACGUAGCAAAAGGGAUAAAAUACAAAAUGAUCGUGUGUUCAGUAUCUAAAAGGAAAGAGAAUUUAUUAGAUUAUAGACUUAUCCCAUGGCAUACCACAUAUAUAUUUAAAUAAGGACGCGUCUGCCUGUGUUUAGCUAUGCAUAUACUCAUAAACAACUUUUGUACAUGUGGUAUCUUUUGUUUUUUCCGUGAUAUUAUAGUUGUAUUUCAAAUUACAGGUUAAAUGUGUCAUUCAGCUCUUUCUGAAUUUGAAUUUAGGUCUGUAUACAGAAAGAACUUUAGAAAAUUCAUUAAUUUGGAUCUUCUAUUGACAGCCAUAAUCAUUGUGUUUAUGUGAUCUAAAGUCUCAUUAUUUAGUCAGUAUUGCUCAUGAAUAAAAUGUAACAAGCUUAAAUUUCUCAUUUGUGAAUAAUACAUUAGCUUUUAAAAGCAGCAGACUAGACACACUAGUUCUAUAUUUUCAUGAGUGUAGUUAACAUCAAGUCCUAAAGUCUUAUUUAUUCCAACAAAAUAUUUCAUUUUAGGACUGUAAAACAGAUUCUAAUUAAACAUUUUAGAAGCAACAGUAGGUUGGAUCUUUAGCCAUCAUAUGCAUAUAGAUAUAUAAAGGCAUGUAUGUAUACUUACAUUUUGACGGGGUCUUCAUCAGGUCCUGACGCACUUUAAACCCAGAUAACCACCAGAGAUGAGAAGGUAGGCUCUGUCUGAAGAUGAGCCAAACUAAUGUUUCUGUCACUUGAGAAAAGGAAAAGUCCUUUUGCCUUUAAAUUACACAUUGUUUCUGUCAUGCUUACAACCUAUAUUAUUAGCUGCUAAAACAGCACAGGUUUAUUAGCAAUGUUACUAAAAAUGAAAUUGUUUAUUGGUAGUUAGGAUUAUCUAGUUCAGCAGACUUCUGAGCUCUACUGUUACAACAUUUUUAUUUAGAAUUUGUUGAGUUUUGAGUAAGUUUUGUGCUUAUAGAAGUUACUCCUGGGCCCUGUUGUUGAUAACUGGAUCAAGCGUAGACUGGGCAGAAAAACAGUGAGUGCUUUCAGUGUUUCUGAAGCCCCCUGCUCUGGAGUCACGACUCUUAUAAUUUGGAACUGAUAAUAUGAUAGAAAUCAUUAAUACUCGUUUUUCUAGAUCCUUUUUGUCCCGGAAAUUAAACAGGUUCUGCUAACUCUUUUCUUGGUUGUUACCAGAGUGAAAAUAUUCAAAAUAGCAGUCCUAGAAAAGCCAUUUGUGCCUGGUUAACAUUGAUUUUGGAUCUCUCAAUGUAUAUUGAUCAUGUAUUGAUUAAUUUUUUUUAUUAUUUUGGUUAGAUGAAUUCAGAUGUAUGUAAUGGAUACCUUUUCUUGAUUGAACUACAGUGUGAUGUCUACAGGAGUAUACAGUAAGGAAAAAGAAAUAACUAUCGUAGGCCUAGCAAAUGUUUGUUGUUGAUGAUCCUGUCACUCAUGCAGGUGGUGUGCGUUUCCACCACACACAUGCUUAUAUGGUGCAGAUUACGUGAUUUGUUCAUUAUCUAGUUCCUGUGCUUUUCUUAACUCUUCAGACUUUCCGUUUAUAGCCUACUUUGUUCAUUUCACCUCAUUGCUCAUUAGCACCUCUUCCAGAAGGUGAUCAAGGGAAGUAAAAGGAGAGAAAGCUCAAUUUUCAGUUUAGUUCUUGAAAGCUCUGGUGAGAAUGAGGGAAAAACAAAGAUUAUGAGAUAAACUAGGGCUGUUGAUUCCUGAAUCCCAGAUAAUUCAGUUGGCCUGUAUUUUCAUCUUAGGCAUUAAGUCUAAAUUAGUAUAAUGUCUUGCUUUAUUGUGAGGUUUAAUGCAAAACUUUACAGUGCUGAAUUUGCAAUUUUAGUAACUCGUUAUUAAAAUCAGUUGAGAAAAAUCAAAAAAAUGUGUUGGGACCUUCUAUGACUAGGCAUUUGUUGGUUAUUUUUCAUCAUCACUUUUUGUUUUCUCAGUGUUUUAGAUUUAUAUAGCUGCACAUAUAUAUCAGAGGAAACAAGAUAUCUUGUGAAGUUUUUUGGGGAAAGUCAAUUUGGAGAGCAUGACACUCCCCAGGGUAAAGGAAGCAAUAAAAAUAUCUUUGUGUUAUAAAAUUAGACCCUGGCAGAAAACUUCCUUGCCACAUAAGGUAAAUGUAUAAGAUAGUUUUACAAAAUAGUAAGAUGAUUGGGAGCUGAAACUUUAUCCCAGUCUUUUUGAACAAAGGACAACAUUUCAAGUUCUGUGAAGGACUUUUAUUUAUACAUAUUACUCAUGCAUUCUUUCACAGUAGGUUUUAACAGGCUGAGGAAACAGAAAGUCUGUGAGGCUGCUUGUGUUCUUUGCUUUUAAUAAGGAUGAUAGGAGGGAAAAGUCAGGUCGGUACUCCAAAUCCGGAUAUGUGUACUGUAAAUGCUCAAGAGUUCACUUUUUUUUUGGAUAAAUUAUAUUAUGAAUACAAAUGACUGAAUUUUGUAUAUUAACUUAGUUUUAAGAAUGAAAUAAAAUUUAGAAGUAGUGA